AUGAAUCAGAAGAUCAGCCACAGACAUGCUCGUUGGAGUGAACUCUUACAGUCUUAUCCAUUCCUUAUCAAACAUAAGGCUGGAACUCUGAACUCCGUAGCUGAUGCCCUUAGUCGUCGUCAUGUGCUACUUACAACACUGCAAACUAAGGUUGUUGGAUUUGACCUUAUCAAAGAGUUGUAUCAGGAUGAUCCUGAUUUCCGAGGAGUGUGGGAAGCAACCAUAAAUCAACCUUUCCACCAGUUUUACAGGCAUGAUGGUUUUUUAUUUCGAGGUAAAACCCUCUGUAUUCCACAGGGUCCCUUAAGAGAAGCCAUAAUUUGGGAAGCACAUGACGGUGAAUUAGCUGGACAUUUUGGACGGGAUAAAACAGUUGAUCUAGUGAAGGAGAACUUUUACUAG
Messenger RNA from Prosopis cineraria, 402 nucleotides. RefSeq lists its product as uncharacterized. NCBI's taxonomy places the organism in Eukaryota, Viridiplantae, Streptophyta, Magnoliopsida, Fabales, Fabaceae. Bases 1 to 402 code for a protein of 133 amino acids. The record is from RefSeq and is a predicted model, not a curated record. The transcript has 2 exons.